GGGAGAGGAUUUAGUUCCUUCCUCAUUUGGGUCAAAGAACCACCUUGGAAAAGUCAUUAUUAUUAUUCCUCCUCUUUUCUUUCCUUUCCUUUAUAUAUACCCUCCUCCUCUGCCUCCUCACUCCAUCUCCCACUCACUCUCAUCCUAUCAGAACAAAUAAGUUAAAACAAAUGGCAACGGAAUCUCAAUUAGCAUCUGCUUUACAUUUUAUCAAACAACAUCUACUUGGCGAUCUUCUUUCACCUGCACUUCCAUCCUCAUUGCCCCCUUCAAAUUUCAAUACCAAUAUCGAUGAUGAUUUCUUCGAAUUCGACCCUAUACCUCAAAUCAUCCAUCCCACCGCUACAGAAUCUAUGAUUACCCGGUUUUCCAAACCCGAACCAGAGAUGCCCUCGAACCGAAAGCCAUCGCUCCAAAUAUCACUGCCUGAAAAAACCAAAUGGACUCACUUCGCUAAUCCGGACCAGCAACCAGUUCAAGCUGAAGAGAAAAAACAUUACAGGGGAGUCCGACAGAGGCCGUGGGGCAAAUAUGCAGCGGAGAUCCGAGACCCGGCGCGGAAAGGUGCGCGUCUGUGGCUAGGGACUUUUGACUCAGCUAUUGAAGCUGCUCGAGCUUAUGACAGAGCUGCAUUCAGGCUGCGUGGUUCUAAAGCUAUUCUUAACUUUCCUUUGGAUGCUGGAAAGUCGAACACACGCGCUGACAAGGGAAGUGAACGGAAAAGAAUGAGAGAGUGUGAGGUUGAAGAGAGAGAUGCGAAGAAGAAGGUAGUGGUGAAAACUAAGGAAGUCGAAAGUGAUUUUGCAUUGACGCCGUCGAGCUGGACGGUGCUGCAUGACAUUUUUAACGUUCCGUUAUCUUCUCCAUCGUUAGGAUAUCAUCAGCUUAUGGUUAUUUAAGAACUGUAUAGUUUUGUUUCUGUAGCUGUAUAUAUAUAAACGGUGACAAUUUUUGGAAGACAA
Ricinus communis (castor bean) is the source of this 962-nucleotide messenger RNA. Its product is annotated as ethylene-responsive transcription factor 6. The record is from RefSeq and is a predicted model, not a curated record. Gene Ontology annotation, molecular function: DNA-binding transcription factor activity; DNA binding. NCBI's taxonomy places the organism in Eukaryota, Viridiplantae, Streptophyta, Magnoliopsida, Malpighiales, Euphorbiaceae. Gene Ontology annotation, biological process: regulation of DNA-templated transcription; ethylene-activated signaling pathway. The transcript has a single exon. The coding region runs from base 171 to 899 and encodes 242 amino acids.